AUGAUACAAGAAGGCCUACACCCCUCUCCACUCUGCAGCCUCCAGUGGAAUGAUCAGUGUGGUCAAGUACCUCCUGGACCUUGGUGUGGAUGUGCUGAGAUCGACUGUGAAGAAAAGAAUGGAAACACACCUCUGCACAUCUCUGCUCGCUACGGCCAUGAGUUACUCAUCAAUACACUCAUCACGAACGCAGCUGACACAGCCAAGCGAGGCGUCCAUGGGAUGUUCCCCCUCCACCUGGCUGCUCUCAGUGGGUUCUCUGACUGCUGUCGGAAGCUCCUCUCAUCAGGCUUUGAUAUAGACACCCCUGACGACUUUGGAAGGACCUGUUUACAUGCUGCAGCAGCUGUUGGGAACCUGGACUGUCUGAAUCUGCUGCUCAAAACAGGGGCAGACUUCAACAGAAAGGACAGCUUCGGAAGGAGUCCUCUGCAUUAUGCGGCAGCCAAUUGUAACUACCAGUGUCUGUUUGCCUUGGUGGGGUCUGGGGCCAGUGUGAACGAUCUGGAUAAAAGGGGUUGCACCCCGCUCCACUACGCUGCUGCCUCCGACACAGACGGAAAGUGUCUGGAAUAUUUGCUGCGAAACGACGCUAACCCAGGGAUCAGGGACAAUCAGGGCUACAACGCAGUCCAUUACGCGUCUGCGUACGGACACCGCCUCUGUCUGGAGCUGAUUGCAAGUGAAACACCUUUAGAUGUGCUAAUGGAAACCUCAGGGACAGACAUCCUGAACGACUCUGAUGUCAGAGCUCCCAUCAGCCCCCUACACUUAGCUGCGUACCACGGCCACCACCAUGCUAUGGAGGUCCUGGUUCAGUCUCUGCUGGAUCUAGACGUGAGGAACAGCCAGGGGCGCACCACUCUGGACCUGGCUGCCUUUAAAGGCCAUGUGGAGUGUGUUGACGUCCUCAUCAACCAGGGAGCCUCCAUCCUGGUUAAAGACUUCACCCUGAAGAGGACCCCCAUCCACGCUGCAGCUACCAACGGUGAUUCGGAGUGUUUGCGUUUGCUGAUUGGAAAUGCUGACCUCCAGAGUGCAGUGGAAGUUCAAGACGGGAAUGGACAAACCCCUCUGAUGCUGUCGGUGCUGAGCGGACACACAGACUGUUUGUACUCACUGCUCAACAAGGAAGCCAGCGUAGAAGCCAAAGACAAGCGGUGA
This is a messenger RNA of Coregonus clupeaformis (lake whitefish), 1164 nucleotides long. RefSeq names its product serine/threonine-protein phosphatase 6 regulatory ankyrin repeat subunit A-like. Gene Ontology annotation, molecular function: protein binding. Bases 1 to 1164 code for a protein of 387 amino acids. The transcript is spliced from 13 exons. Lineage: Eukaryota; Metazoa; Chordata; Actinopteri; Salmoniformes; Salmonidae. The record is from RefSeq and is a predicted model, not a curated record.